AAUUCUUUUCCUCCCUAAAAAUCCAUGAAGCCUAGAAGUGGAGUGUUCUGCUUCCUCGUUAAUGAAGCCAGAGAAACAACAGCUCUAGAAAUGCCGGAUCAUGAAAAUACCUUUGUUCUGAAGGCCGAACAUUGCAUGGAGUACGUGAUCGAAGUUCACGAUGCCGAGGAUAUGAAGUCAUGGUUAACCACCAUUAAAUACUGCAUGCAUCAUCUAGGGAAUGUAACCGAAGAGGCAGUGUCAAGACUGCCAAGUGUACCUUCGGAUAGUUUAACCAGGCUAAGAGAAAGACAAAGCGCUCCGGUAACUAGUAAAAAGAAUGAAGAAACAACUCCAGAAGUAAGCCCAGAACCUCCUCCAGAUCUACCUCCUCGAGGAGUGGCCAUUGUUGGAGUCACUCCUGCGGUAGGAGGUGGUGAGCUCGGAACAUCACCACGACUGGAACGAGAGAUAGCAGGGGAACAAGUCCCCGACAUCUAUCAGACACUGAAGGAAUACCCAUGGUUCCACGGAAUGUUGUCAAGAAGUGAUGCAGCGCAGCUCGUUCUCAGAGAAGGUCUUGUCGGCCAUGGAGUAUUUCUAGUCCGACAGAGUGAAACCAGGAAAGGAGAAUAUGUUUUGACCUUCAACUUCCAAGGCAGGGCUAAGCAUCUUCGAAUGACCAUUAAUACCGAGGGACAGUGCAGAGUCCAACACCUGUGGUUCCAGGCAAUAUUUGACAUGCUGGAGCAUUUCCGUGUCCAUCCCAUUCCUCUAGAAUCUGGCGGAGCAUCUGACGUGACUCUGACAGAGUACGUGGUGAACACAGAGGGCACCCAGCAAUCAACCUCAGUUUCGCAUCCCACUCGGGGUUCACCUUCCCAUUCUGAAGGAGUUCGAACGGGAACCCCAGGACAGAGUCGAGUCCCCAGCAUUCCAGAACUUCACGACGUCAUCACUUAUGGUGGAUCCGUGCGAGUUCGAACACAAUCCUUAGAAACGUUACAUGUUAACCCCCAACAACAAGCGGCAGUUUCGGGCCGAGCAAUAGAAAACACUUAUUCUUUCGUGUAACCACUGUACUCUCUCCUUACCUCUCUCUCUUGUCCUGUCUCAGAAAGAAUGGAUGGUUAAGACUACGAGAAGUUUUUGUUUCAUUUCCAAUAAACUAUAAACACAAAGAAGUUUGACAACACAAUCACAAAUAGUGAACUCUACUUUUUGUGUGAUUGUCAAACAUUCAUUGUUUGGUUUAUUUAUAAGAAGAGGCAGCUAGAUUCUAAUGCCAGUGUUAAGUCAUAUUUCUGCUAGGCUUGUUUCUUGAGAAAAAAAAAAGAGAGAGGAAUCCAUUUGAGACUAUAGCUGCUCUUUUAAUAAGUUCUGUAUAUACUAGUAAAUGAUAUGUAGAAUGUUAAAACUACUCAGUCAAUGUUUAAGUAAUAUGAUGUAACUGAUUUUCAUGUAUAAAUACAAACUUGUCAUUAAAUGGAGACAGAGCAUCAAAUUAUUCAAAACUUAAAA
This is a messenger RNA of Limulus polyphemus (Atlantic horseshoe crab), 1500 nucleotides long. Its product is annotated as SH2B adapter protein 1-like. Gene Ontology annotation, biological process: intracellular signal transduction. The transcript is spliced from 8 exons. Lineage: Eukaryota; Metazoa; Arthropoda; Merostomata; Xiphosura; Limulidae. The record is from RefSeq and is a predicted model, not a curated record. Gene Ontology annotation, cellular component: plasma membrane. Gene Ontology annotation, molecular function: transmembrane receptor protein tyrosine kinase adaptor activity. Bases 25 to 1053 code for a protein of 342 amino acids.